CUUUAAUCGGGCGAAAUACAGUCAGGAGAAAGAUGUUCCGUGUGAUUGGCUCGCAGAAUGGAAUAAAUCUUGCUGCUGUGGCCGGAUGUGUGUGAACAAUGUGUGAACAGGAGUCCCGAUUCAUUCCCCGUUCGAUGACCUCCAAGGUUGAAAUCUUUUUGGGCGACCGAGCUGUUCUACUACGGACUAUCAAACGAAGAUCGAUUUGGACAUCCAAUCAGAGACAACACGUGACACACGCGGCUGGAAGAAGCAAUCCAACUGUCUCCACAUGGUCUUGUACCUACUGUAGCCCACAACGACUGAUCGUGAGCAUAUCCAGUUGUAAUUUUGGUUUGCUCUGCUACACCAUGUGCCCCAACGACCAACUGUUUCUGGUGAUGAAACCGCGUCAAAGUAGCAUAGCCAGUGAACGACUUCGACCGUCAUCGGUCGUGCUGUCCACCCCACAGACACUUCUUGGAUCUCGCGGUAUCUCAUGGACAGGUGACUUGGCCGAUCAAAAUGAGACAGCAACCGUGCUCUUUCGUGUACAGUUCAAACAAGCUCCGACCAGAUGUAAUCGAUUUUAUGUGAAACUGGUUGUACAAUGUCUACGGGACGGUCUUACUGAAUUUUGGAUGGACCCGUUCAGUCUAAAAGAGAAACCCAAGCAAGAAUGUGGCGUGGUGCCACAAAACCCGAAGAAUCUAGACGAGCAGAAUGCGCUGGUAGUCAAUUUGAACAGUUGUCUGAAUGAAGAAUAUGUACUGCGACUGGCCUCAACUGGGAAAGCUGAACAACACUCAGAAAAGCUGGCGUCCGACGGUCAAACGAAGCGCACGCGGCCACCGGAACCAGUGGGCGUACAGCUGCUGGAAUUAACCUAUGCCCCAGAGCAUGGUCACAAACAUGAAAAGUCGCGGUCUACAGGACCAGUGGAUGAACUACGGUCACGUGAUCCCGUGAGUGACCCCAACAAUCAGGAUACUAUUGAUUGAACAGACACCGAUUUUUG
This is a messenger RNA of Opisthorchis viverrini, 997 nucleotides long. RefSeq lists its product as hypothetical. Lineage: Eukaryota; Metazoa; Platyhelminthes; Trematoda; Opisthorchiida; Opisthorchiidae. The record is from RefSeq and is a predicted model, not a curated record. Bases 99 to 980 code for a protein of 293 amino acids. The transcript is spliced from 6 exons.